GUCACAAAAUAGAAGCAGCAUGGCAUUCAGGAUUUUUGCACUGGCCGCCCUUGUGGUUGUCGCUAUCGCCCGUCCAGAUAGCCCGCCUACCUAUGGCUACUCUGCUCCCACACCCUCUUACGCACCUGCAAAGUACGACUUCAACUACGCCGUCAACGACCCACCAUCUGCCAACGACUUCGGACACCAGGAAGCCCGUGAUGGCGACAACACACAGGGAUCCUACUACGUCCUUCUUCCCGACGGUCGUGUUCAGAGGGUGACCUACUCUGUCAACGGAGACUCCGGUUACGUGGCUGAGGUUACCUACGAAGGAGAGGCUCAAUACCCUACUCCACAAGCCACUUACGGGCCUCCUCAGCCUUCUUACAGCCCACCCACACCCGCCUAUGGCUAAAAGACAAUAUAUUUACUGAUACCCAACCCUUGUAAAUUAUUUAUAUUAAAUCAGCAGACUAUA
Molecule: messenger RNA, 460 nt
Organism: Penaeus vannamei (Pacific white shrimp)
Lineage: Eukaryota; Metazoa; Arthropoda; Malacostraca; Decapoda; Penaeidae
Product: pro-resilin-like
Cellular component (GO): extracellular matrix
Source: RefSeq, a predicted model, not a curated record